Molecule: messenger RNA, 1417 nt
Organism: Lemur catta (Ring-tailed lemur)
Lineage: Eukaryota; Metazoa; Chordata; Mammalia; Primates; Lemuridae
Gene: LYPD6B
Product: LY6/PLAUR domain containing 6B
Exons: 8
Coding region: 362-871 (169 amino acids)
Molecular function (GO): acetylcholine receptor regulator activity
Source: RefSeq, a predicted model, not a curated record
GCUCGGAGCCGGGCCGGAGCCGGGCGCGGGCGGCGCAGAUACCCCUCUCCCAGUUCAAUGGAAAGAAUUGCAUUUUUUUCUGGACUCCUUGGCAUGUACUUUCUUCUCCCCAGGAGGCAAGCCUGACUGCUUGUUGACACCCCUGGGCAAGCACUGGUGAGAGGGCAGGAGACGCAGCAAUAUGCCACACUUCUGCCUGCCGUUGGCAACCCUCCUGGAGUAGGACGCUCUUGUUAAUCACAUGGAUGUUGUGUCCUUGAAUGAGGGUGGCAAGGAGUAGGAGAAGAGGAGGAGGAGGAGGAAAAGGAAAGAAAAUUAAGAAAGAUACGUGCGUUGGGACCGUCCAAAACACAAGGUCAGAAUGCUGCCUCUCUGUCACGCCCUAGCUGUAGCUGUCGUCCAGAUCUUUAUCUUCUCAGAAAAUUGGGCAUUUGCCAAGAACAUCAACUUCUAUAAUGUGAGGCCUCCUCUUGACCCUACACCAUUUCCAAAUAGCUUCAAGUGUUUUACCUGUGAAAACGCAGGGGAUAAUUAUAAUUGCAAUCGAUGGGCAGAAGACAAAUGGUGUCCACAAAAUACACAGUACUGUUUGACAGUUCAUCACUUCAAUAGCCGUGGAAGAAGUACAUCCAUCACCAAAAAGUGUGCCUCCAGGAUUGAAUGUCAUUUUGUCGGUUGCCACCGCAGCCAAGAUUCUGAGCACACGGAGUGUAGGUCUUGCUGUGAAGGAAUGAUCUGCAAUGUAGAAUUACCCACCAAUCACACCAACGCGGUCUUUGCCAUAAUGCACGCUCAGAGAACAUCCGGCAGCAGCGUCCCUGCGCCCUACCUCCCAGUGCUCAUCUGGGUCUUUGUGCUUCCGUUGCUAUGAUGCCACCAUUCCUCAGAGAGGCAGAGACCAGCUCUCUAAAGCACAAGCCAACAACAGUGUGCACGGUGAACUUUGGCAUGAAGACCAGUCUUGUGCUUGGUGAAGAGUGCACCUCAGACCCCAAGGCAGAAGCUGGUGGUUUGCUUUGGUAAAAUAUGCCCAUGUGAGACCAUAAGACUGAGCACAGGAAUUUGGCAGGAACUGAGAAGAUGGUCCAGCUUCCAGGCUUCGUGGUCAAAGGGGACUUCAAUUCUGCAGGGAAGAUCCUGGCAAUUAGUCCCCACCUGACUAGGCCUUUAGCUGAAAGAAUUUAUUGACUUUGUUGACGGGAGGCUGCCAGGGCAAACCCUCUUGUUUCUGUAAUUAGUUCAGAGUGUCUCUGUGAAAUCUAACCCUUCCCCCCAUGAGAGAGCAGUUUCCCCCCCAGUAGCAUCGUCAAUGAGAAAGGCAACUGUAUGGAGAAAGCUCGCUGUUGAACUAAUAUGAAAUCCGUUUGCUAAGUGUUGGGGGGGUGGGAAAUAAAGCUUUUAAAUUAUACGGUGUAAA